This is a messenger RNA of Strongyloides ratti, 1185 nucleotides long. RefSeq names its product CYTH-like domain-containing protein. NCBI's taxonomy places the organism in Eukaryota, Metazoa, Nematoda, Chromadorea, Rhabditida, Strongyloididae. Gene Ontology annotation, molecular function: GTP binding; phosphatidic acid binding; phosphatidylinositol binding. Gene Ontology annotation, biological process: photoreceptor cell maintenance. The coding region runs from base 1 to 1185 and encodes 394 amino acids. The record is from RefSeq and is a predicted model, not a curated record. The transcript has a single exon.
AUGAAUGAUAAUGUUGAUAAACGAAAAAGAAUAAUAUAUAAAUUGGUACUAACUGGUGGACCAUGUGGAGGAAAGACAACCGGCCAAAAUCGUUUAAUUUCAUUUUUUGAAGGAAUGGGAUGGAAAGUUUAUGGUGUACCAGAAACAGCAACUGUUCUUAUUGGUGGUGGGGUAAAAUUUUGUGAAUUAAAUGAUAAACAAGUUCAUACAUUUCAAAAAGAUUUAUUAUUAACAAUGUUAAGAAUUGAACAAACAUUUUUUAAUUUAGCAGAAUUAGAAAAUGAGAAGAAUGUUCUUAUUAUUUGUGAUAGGGGAACACUAGAUCCAUCUGUUUAUAUUUCAAAAGAAGGUUGGAAUUCAAUAAUACAUGAUUUAAAAUUAUCACAAUUUGAUUUAAGAGAUAAUAGGUAUAAUCAUGUAGUUCAUAUGGUUUCAGCUGCUGAUGGAGCAGAAAAAUUUUAUACAUUAUCAAAUAAUGCUGCAAGAUCAGAAAAUAUUAAGCAGGCUUUAGAAUUAGAUCGUAAAACAAGAGAAGCAUGGAUUGGUCAUCCUUAUGUUGAUGUUGUUGAUAAUCAAGAUUGUAAAACAUUUGAAGAUAAAAUUUUAAAAUUAAUACAAAUUGUUUGUGAAAGAAUUGGAAUUUGUAAUAAUGAGGGUCUUUCAAGUAAUUCAAGAAAAAGAAAAUGGCUUGUUAAAUCUUUUGAUGAAUCUAAAUUUCCUCAUUUUGAGGAAUUUAUUGUUAAUCAUGAUUAUUUAUUAUCAGAGGAUGAAAAUGUACAAGUUCGAGUUCGUGAAAGAAGACAAGGACAAUACUCAACAUAUACAAUUACAACACGUAUUAAACAUGAUGAAAAUCCAAUUGAAACAAGAAUGCAAAUAAAUUAUCGAGAGUAUCUUCAAUAUUUACAAAUAAAAGAUAAUAAUAAAUGUACACUUCAUAAGAGACGCCGUUGUUUUCAGUAUGGUACACAAUUUUAUCAUUUAGAUAUUUUUAUAAAUCCUCUUCCAAAAUGUUUUAACAAUCAACAAAUUAUGAUUCUAGAGACAUAUUCAACAAAACCAAUAGGUAGUCCAUUGCCAGAAUUACCUCCAUUCUUAACUGUUGUUAAAGAAAUAACAAAUGACAAAAAUUUUUCAAUGUACAAUUUGGCAGACAAUAAAUGUAAAAAUCUUUUAUUAAAUUAA